Messenger RNA from Trichobilharzia regenti, 840 nucleotides. Lineage: Eukaryota; Metazoa; Platyhelminthes; Trematoda; Strigeidida; Schistosomatidae. The record is from the annotation of a GenBank genome assembly.
AUGAUUAUUCGAUUUUGCGUGGGUUUCGUAUUACCGUUUUCGGUAGGAAGGAACCAUACCACCAUGAGUCUCAGUUUGACUGAUGAUGAAUUAGUCAAUAUGACAACAUCUGAUCUUCGGCUAUUGUUAGACCGAAAUCGUGUCACCGCUGAAGAACACAAAGAACUACGUAAUCGUAGACGUCGUUUACAAAAUAGAAGGUAUGCUCGAAAGUGUGCCAGUAAAAAGCAAUCUGAAGUGGAAAGAUUAACUACGGAAGUACAAGAAGAGGUUGUUGAAAUUCGGGCAUUGAGAAAUCAACUUUCACGAACUAAUCUAGCGACAAAACAAAUCGAGCAUCAGUUAAGACGAAUUAUAGAGUUCAAAGAGAAUUGUCUGCAGGGGGAAGACGAAGACAAAGGCUUCCACCAAUUGAAGACUGUUCGUAUGCUACACCGUAAUGGUCAGUCUGUCGGCCUGGCGUAUAUUGUUAAUCCUGCCUCAUCAUACAGUACUCCUGAAAGUCAUGAAGCCUACUAUCCAACGGAAAAGUAUCAUAAUGAGACGAAAGACAUUUCCACGUCUUCUGGUUAUCAUUCUUCAGCUAUACGAUUCCCGACGCAUAAGUCUGUAUUGGAAGAAGAACGCUUUUCUUCCAUUUCUCCACGUCAACCGUUUACACCUCACUUGACUUCACGUCCAAGUCUUCCUGGUACUACUUCUACUGCUACUGCAUCAAGCGGAUGUGUACGCCUGCCGUGUAAACAACCGUGUCACUUUAGAAAUCACCUUGAAAUGCGUCUCGUGAGACCAGUUGGCGGAGGUUUCACAUCACAUGGAAGAGGAUUAUCAGAGUACUAA